Messenger RNA from Adineta ricciae, 540 nucleotides. Lineage: Eukaryota; Metazoa; Rotifera; Eurotatoria; Adinetida; Adinetidae. The record is from the annotation of a GenBank genome assembly.
AUGGAAAAUACAAAAUUCGAAGAAUCUUUGAAAAAUGCAGCCUCAAUUAAUGGUUAUUUAAAAAGAUUAUUGCCACAUGAAUUAGAGCUGUAUCAAAAUGGACAAUUAUUGAAUAUUACACAUGAGGGUUCAUCAUCAAUUUGGCUAGAAGCAUAUUCAUCAACUCCACCUGAUGGAAAAAUCAAUGUAUACAGACCAAUGGGUGACAAUGAAAUUCUUUAUUUACUAGAAAAUAAUCAACUUCCGGCAAGUCAACCAUAUCAAGCAAUUAUCGAAGGCGAAAAUGGGCGAAUAUACGCAAAUAAAUAUUUGAAUGGAAAUAAAUGGACAAAUUCCAAUCCAACGACAAUUGUAGAAUUUACUGUUCCUAUUGAUUUAAUGGAAUUAUUGAAAGAAAAACAAAUGAAGAUUGAAGAUGGUGCUUUAUCUGUCGGAUUAGGUUGCAAAGCUGGAAAAGGUCUUCCGUUAUUUAACGAAAGAAUUCGUGAUGGUCUUAUUACAUAUCGCAUUGUUAAAAUUAAACGAAGUAAAAAGAAAUAA